Petromyzon marinus (sea lamprey) is the source of this 3022-nucleotide messenger RNA. Its product is annotated as carboxypeptidase inhibitor SmCI-like. Gene Ontology annotation, molecular function: serine-type endopeptidase inhibitor activity. The record is from RefSeq and is a predicted model, not a curated record. Lineage: Eukaryota; Metazoa; Chordata; Hyperoartia; Petromyzontiformes; Petromyzontidae.
CACUGCGUCCCCAACCCAACAACCCAGCCCCCCUCAUCCCUCGUGAAGACAGCCCGCUCGCGACUCCGCGUCCCGGCAUGGCCGCUCCGUUGCUCCGCUCCGCCUUCGCCACCCUCGCCACGCUGCUGCUAGCGCGGCCCGGCCUCGGCCAGACAGGGGCGGGUGCAGAGUCUCGCUCGAGCUGCAUGAUGGAUUUGGACCCGGGGCCCUGCCGCGCCUACCUGCCGCGCGUCUUCUACAACCGCUACACGCAGCGCUGCGAGCCCUUCCACUACGGCGGCUGCUUCGGCAAUGGCAACAACUUCGAGAGCCUGGCCGAGUGCAACGCCAAGUGCGCCUGGAUCCCCGUUGCGCCGAAGGCGUGCCGCCUGGACAUGGAGGUGGGCGUCUGCCGCGCCCUCCUCCGCCGCUACUUCUUCAACAUGACCUCGGGCUCCUGCGAGGAGUUUGGCUACGGAGGUUGCCAGGGCAACCUCAACAAUUUCAAGGACGCAGCAUCUUGCUACCAGCACUGCGUCCAUCGUGCAGUGCUCCCCCGGAUCUGCCUGAUGAAAGCCGACCCUGGUGAGUGCACCGCCGUCAUCCCGCGCUUCCACUACAACCCGAAGACGAGCAACUGCGAGAGCUUCACCUACGGUGGCUGCGGCGGCAACGACAACAACUUCAGUAGCGAGCGCAGCUGCAUGAGCGUCUGCGGCCAGGCUGUCAUUCCGGCGUCUACAAGUGCUCAGUACCUGAGCCCGUCUCGUCGUGUCUUCGUGGCCAGGAGGAGGCAAGGAAAGACCUUCAAGCACAAAAUUAUUCGCCAAUGAACUAUGCACACAACGCCACCAAAUGAGGCCACAGGUCUCUGAUAUGUGUUUCCGCGUCAUGCCGUGUUUUUUUUGGCAUUAUGUCCGACGUUUAGCUCCACGUGCUGGAAGCUUUUUCAAGAACUGAAUGAAAAGCUUCCGGUAUGUAGAGAUAAACGCCGGACAUUGUGCCGAACAACUCCCAAAAACAUCGGUGAGCCAUAUAGUACAACCGUGAAAAGCUACGCAGUGGCAAUGCCAGGGUUGUUGUCGGAAGGGGUAAGGAUUUGCCGUGGCUUCAAUGCAGCAUUUCAACUUUAGUUUAUUACUGGAUUAGUUUAUAACUUUUUUACAACUUUAAAUAGCUUGUUAAAGAUGGGUAAAUUUUUGCCUUUUAGAAAACACCUCAAAAGUGAAAAGGAAAGGCAGUAUUAUCUGGACCAAAAUAUUUAGUAUUUAAUUCUUAAUCAUUAAAUUCUGAAGUCACUGUCCAAUUUACAUUCAACGCCAGAUUUAUAAAGUCAAUGAUUUAUAUAGAUAAAGUUUCACUGCAUCGUCAGUUUGUGAUCUCUCUGGGUGGUGUUGGGUGGAUGCUAUGAGCCCCUGGCAACCGAAAUGUGGUGAGAGCUGUCCGUCGUACGUGAUAAAUUCGUCGGAAUCAUCACGAGCCAUGGAAACGGGCGUAGGCAUCAGACACAGCACCAACCUCCACACCGCACCACAAAGUUGCGCUCCACUGCUCAAAUCACGGGGCAUGCUUCAGAAAUUAAAAUCAUAGUCGUUCCUAUUCAUUCACAGUCCUUUGUCAAUGGACUACUGGAUGUAGUCCCCCGCCCAAUGCCGUGCUGGGCGUGUAUGUUGAACUUCUUUCGCACCGUACGUAGCCAACCGUGCUAUGCUUCACGCUAGUAAGUGCAGAUUCGUUAAGGGGGCGGGGGGGGGGGGCAGAACCGAUUUGGCUACCACUCGCCACUGACUUUAGCCGUGGCAAUAAAUUGAACUCGGGUCGCAGAGUCCAUAUCUCAGUCUGCCAUUGCCCCACCCGUUUUCGGAAAUGUGCUUAUAAAAACUAUUAAUAACAGCCAUCAGUACAUCUCUCCACAUAAAAACAAAAACAUGAUUUACUCCACCAGCGUAUGGAUUUUUCAGAUUAAUAUUAUUUAGUACCAUUUGUUUCAACAAGAAAGCUCUGGACUGGUUUUGACAUUGUUUGGGUCUCAUCAGCCGAGUCAGGCUUGUUAAACAAAUACCGCUGGGUAGCCAGCUGAUACUCUCAUAGGGUACUCCAUGUACACAGCAGGACCCUGUUCAACUCCUCAAGGAAUUUUCUAUAAAAACUAAAAAUAACUCGUGUUAGUAAUUAGAAUUGUGGAUACCAAUUUCAUUACCCAUAAUGCACCGCAUUAGAUGGGCCUUGAGACAUUUCCAAGUCCAUCGCUGUACAAACCUGCCACCACGAGAGGUGCUGCAAUUGUGAGGUGCGCUGAGUAAACCAGAGGCAGUCUCCCUUGCAUAUGGCUGGGGUGAAUGGCAACCCGUACGUUUAAGUCCACAUUAAAUUACCCAAACGGCAGUGCAUGUGCCGAUCACGUAGACGUGAGUCAUCCCACACACGAGGCACGUUGUGAAACUCCUCAAACAACCGAAUCGACGUGAACGUGCCUAAUCUCAUCAAAUAUUAAAAGAUAAUCAACCUUGAGGCCGGUUAGCAAAUGCGUGGGAGACUGCCUGCAAAGUACCAGAUCAUGUCGGCUUAGGCUGCGAGGUCACCAAGAGAAGGCAGUAGAGCAAUGGAGUCUUCGCAUCUAUCUGCGGAACUUUAAGUGUACCUCAUCGUGUGCGUGGGGUUUCUCCAAGCAACUCUGAAUUCGUCCCACAUGCAAUAUAUUCAUUAAUGAAAUCGGCUUUGAACUGCAAUGCAUAAACCCCGUCAGCAAAAAACUCUUGAGGCUCAGUGAGGCCGUUCCCUGCGAAAAUAUGGAACAUUACUUUUAUAAAUCAAGAAUCCGAGGGUUGUCACGUAACAUUACCAUCUCGAUGCCGUUAAACAUAUUUUACGCGUCCUCCAUCUUUAUAUAGAUUUUUUCGUUUUCCAAAAAUGACAAAAUUGCACAUAAAAUAUAUACUGUUGUGUAGCUGUAUACAGUAGUGUGAACGAGUAUUUUUUUUAUGAACAAAAAAUGUGUUCUGUUGGAAUUUUGAUUAAAGCUUCUCAAUAUGCUAAUGGGAAA